Messenger RNA from Danaus plexippus (monarch butterfly), 1890 nucleotides. It is a transcript of the gene Prp19, whose product is annotated as pre-mRNA-processing factor 19. Gene Ontology annotation, cellular component: cytoplasm; U2-type catalytic step 1 spliceosome; Prp19 complex. The transcript is spliced from 8 exons. The coding region runs from base 138 to 1631 and encodes 497 amino acids. Gene Ontology annotation, molecular function: ubiquitin protein ligase activity; protein binding. Lineage: Eukaryota; Metazoa; Arthropoda; Insecta; Lepidoptera; Nymphalidae. Gene Ontology annotation, biological process: protein ubiquitination; mRNA splicing, via spliceosome; DNA repair. The record is from RefSeq and is a predicted model, not a curated record.
GACGCUUUGCAUGUUUGUAGUUUGACUUUUGACAAGACUAUUUCACAAUUCAGAGCUUGGAGGGAAUUGUUUUUAAUAAUUCUUAAUGUGAUUUUAGUGAAUUCAUUUAAUAAACUAAAGAUUAUAUUAUAAUAAAAAUGGCUCUUUAUUGUGCAAUAUCUAAUGAAGUGCCAGAGGUUCCCGUCGUCUCCCCUUCGUCAGGAUCAGUCUUCGAAAAGAGAAUAAUAGAGAAGUAUAUUAUUGAAAAUGGGGUAGACCCUAUUAGCGGUAAAGAGCUGAGAGUGGAAGACUUGAUUGAAAUAAAGACUCCAGCCAUAGUGAAACCUAAGCCCCCAAGUGCUACAUCUAUUCCCGCUACACUCAAGAGUAUGCAGGACGAGUGGGAUGCACUCAUGCUGCACACCUUCACUCAGAGACAACAACUACAGACGGCCCGACAGGAGUUGAGUCACGCCCUGUACCAGCACGACGCCGCCUGCCGCGUCAUCGCCCGCCUCACCAAGGAGGUGACGGCGGCCCGCGAGGCGCUCGCCACGCUCAAACCUCAGGCCGGCCUCGCCGCGCCGCAGCCGGCUAGUCAAGUGGAGGCUGCGGCGGCGGGCGCAGCGGCUGUGGGUAUGUCUCCGGAGGUGGUGUCUCGUCUCCAGGACCGCGCCACCGCCCUCACACAGGAACGCAAGCGCCGCGGCCGCACGGUUCCUGAGGGACUCGUCGGACCCGACACCAUACGGUCCUUCGUCACGCUCGCCUCACAUCCCGGUCUCCACUCGGCGAGCGUGCCCGGGAUCCUGGCCCUGGACAUCAACCCGUCAGACCACAGCCGCAUACUGACGGGAGGCAACGACCGCAACGCCACCGUCUUCAACAAGGACACGGAGCAGGUGGUGGCCAUCCUCAAGGGACACACCAAGAAGGUGACGCGCGUCAUCUACCACCCCGACGAGGACACCGUCAUCACCGCCUCGCCCGACCACACCAUCCGAGUGUGGAACGUGCCCACGUCGCAGACGACGGUGCUGCUGCGGUCUCACGAGGGUCCAGUCACAGGCCUGUCUCUUCACCCCACCGGGGACUAUGUGCUGUCCACCUCCACCGACCAGCACUGGGCCUUCUCCGACAUACGCACUGGCCAGCUGCUCACUAAGGUGAGCGACGCGUCCGGAGUGAGCCUCACGACGGCGCAGUUCCACCCCGACGGUCUGAUCUUCGGCACCGGCACGGAGAACUCGCAGGUGAAGAUCUGGGACCUCAAGGAGCAGAGCAACGUGGCCAACUUCCCUGGGCACGUGGGACCCGUCACAUCCAUCUCCUUCUCCGAGAACGGCUACUACCUGGCCACGGCGGCCGAGGACGCGUGCGUCAAGCUGUGGGACCUGCGCAAGCUGAAGAACUUCAAGAGCAUCCAGCUGGACGAGGGCUACGUGAUCCGCGAGCUGCGCUUCGACCAGAGCGGCACGUACCUGGGCGUGGCGGGCUCGGACGUGCGCGUGUUCCUGUGCCGCCAGUGGCAGGAGCUGCGCGUGCUGGCCGACCACACGGCCGCCGCCACCGGCCUGCGCUUCGGCCGCGACGCCGCCUACCUCGCCUCCACCUCCAUGGACCGCACGCUCAAGAUAUACGGCCUGCAGUGAUGCUCGCGUCUCUCGGACGGAUUCUUUCAUUCAUAGCAUAGAGUUUUUGUUUGUCUCCCCGGACGGCGUCCCCCCACGCCCUGAGUGACGCACAUCUCGUGUAGGUCAUGGCGCACAUUGACACCGGACAAGUGAUUUGUCUAAACAUGUAAUUUCUCUAAUUAAACUAGUGUUUGAUUGAAUUAAAAAAAACGAUCCUCGUUACAAUGACAUAUUUACCAUGUUCUGUAUAUUUUUUCAAUAAAUAUAAAAAAAAAAU